CACACUUCUACUGGGAGCCGGGAAGAUGUCAGCAGUGGCUCUCCACCUCUCCUUCACCCUCCUCCAUCCACAUUCCACAAAACCCAAUUAUCCGAUUUUCAGGUCUCGUUCUCCUUCAACCAAAAUCACUCUGGGCCUUGUGGUUUCCUCUCAUUCUUCAAUUUCAGGAAAUGGACAAGGCGCUUUUGAUCCCGAGCUUAGGCCAGUGCUUGAACUGGCAACUGACUCUGAGUUGUUUGAACUUGAGAGGAUCCUUUUGGCCCCAGUUGAAGUUAAAUUUCUCUGCUUUCCAUACAUUCUCAGCAAUCAAAUGGUGGUGCAACUGUCUUGA
Vitis riparia (riverbank grape) is the source of this 331-nucleotide messenger RNA. RefSeq lists its product as uncharacterized. The transcript is spliced from 4 exons. Lineage: Eukaryota; Viridiplantae; Streptophyta; Magnoliopsida; Vitales; Vitaceae. The coding region runs from base 26 to 331 and encodes 101 amino acids. The record is from RefSeq and is a predicted model, not a curated record.